GUGCCAUGGGCGGCCGCCAGAGCCGGGCGGAUGCCGACAGCGCCGACAGCGCGGUGCUGUCGGCGCUGCCCUGGAGCCUGCGAGCCUCGCGGUACCAGCGGCGAGUAAAGCAGCUGGCGGAUGAAGUGUGCACUUCGCCGCGGGAUGAAUCUCUUGAAGUCACCCUGAAGCGUUGCAUCGCCUUCUGCUACGACGUCACGGUGGACUGGGCGCCCUUCGUUCGGGUCACGGUCUUUGCGGACAACGUGAACGAACACCAACUCAACGUGCCAGUCUACCACUCAAUGCUGAUGUGCUUCGGUGAGCCCCACGAUUUGCGAGAGCAAGUGAAGUGCAAAGCAGUUCCCGGGACGGAUGUGCAAGAUGGCCUGGUAAAGCCCAGCGUCUUUUGGACGCGCAAGAUUCCCGGGCGAUCCCUACCGUUCCGCGCCUUGGCACAUGCCCUGCUGGGAUUCUUCGUGGAUUUAGAGGAUGCAGACCCCAGGAAGCAGUUGCUGGUGAACAUUUUGCUCCAGAUGCAUGAAGCGUGCUACAACUGCGUAGGUCGUCACAAGGAAGUCUUUGAAUACUGCGUCUACGAUCUGCUGGAUGCUGAACGGCGCCCAGAUGGCCGGCCAGUACCAAGCGAUCGGCAGCAGGCCAUGGCAUUGGUGCGUCAGCAUGCGGAGAUCUUCCUGGACAAGCACAAGCGCAAUGCGCUGCAUGCAGCGUACCUGUCGCCUUUGAAGUAUUUGUUCCAGGACAUCUACGAGAUCUUUGAAAACUUGGACAGUCAUGGCGCUUCCUUUUGGGUCGCGAUGUUAAAGACGUUCUUUCCAGACCUGGAUAUGCCUUUCGAAGAUAUCGAACAGCUGGACAUUGGAUGGGCUUGGGGUGCGAUCGACUUCCUUCCCAUGACGUCCCAUGGCUCGGCUAAGUUGGCCCUGCAACGCUUCAGCGACCCCGCAAAUCUAUCCCUCGACUGGCGCACGGUGACCCGCGACCUUCCCCGCAACUCACCGCGCUUCGAAGGCUUCGGGGCUCUAGGGGCCCCGUACCUGGGGAGGUUUCGAGGGCUGCCCUUCCGACCCGGGCCGGCGGGAUUUCAGGAAGCUCUUCGCCGCAUCCGGCAGCAGCCUGCCAUGCAGAAAGCGUUUCUGCCCUACGUCGAGAGGUUUACGUCCUUCUUCCAGCCGAGUAUCUUGCUCCAGCGCUGGACUUUUUUUGCACUCAGCAGUGAUCGCUGGGUUGGAGAGCUGGGCCCCGCGCUGCAGCGGCUCCGUGCCGACCCUGCGCCUUCCGCUGUCGCACCGGAGGCCGUCGAGGCCUUGCGGGAGGAGCUGUGCAGCGUGGACGGAGAGGUCAAUGUGGACGUUGCCUUGUCUUUAUUGGGACUCGCUGAGGUUCCUUGGGUCCCUGAGUCUGUCGCUUCGCUCGCCCUUGGUGAAGCGAAGCGGACGCGGUGAGUGCGGUAUACGGCUGGGGGGUUGGCGUUGCCAUGGUAAUAUUGGUGGGCCCUUUUUUUGCAGUGUUUCUGAAUGACAA
Molecule: messenger RNA, 1524 nt
Organism: Cladocopium goreaui
Lineage: Eukaryota; Dinophyceae; Suessiales; Symbiodiniaceae
Source: the annotation of a GenBank genome assembly